Messenger RNA from Acaulospora colombiana, 369 nucleotides. The record is from the annotation of a GenBank genome assembly. Lineage: Eukaryota; Fungi; Glomeromycota; Glomeromycetes; Diversisporales; Acaulosporaceae.
AUGACUGAAGAACAAAGGGCGGCGUCUUAUAGUCACCUCUACGACUUUACGAGCGUCAAAAGUUUGGUGCAUUGGUUUCAAAUAAUUCGCGCAAACAAUUUUCAAAUGUAUGAUGAACUACCGCCUUAUUCAUCAUCUACCGCUUUGGGUCGUUGCUGCCACAAAUUUCCCACGGAGCAAAUUAAGACGCCUGUCGCUAUAUUUUACGGUGGAAGCGAUAGUCUGGUGAAUAUUGAAGUAUUACUUAAACAACUACCGGUUCCCGUUUUUAAAAAAGAGAUAAAAAAAUAUGAACACUUAGGUACGAGCAAUCUAACGAAUUCACUAGCCUCUUGUGAUAUAACCGAUCUCUCAUAUAAAUUCCUAUAA